AUGGUGAGAGUCAUGCAGCAGGGGAUGGAGGUUCUUAAGUGCAGGAUCAAGUGCAAUGAUGAGCCCCCCUGGGAAUCUGAGCCUGGCACUCAGACAAUGCAGCCUGGCCAUGCUCACAUUCCCGUCAAGGGAUGUGUGAACAUUCUGAUUUUGGCAUCUGUUGGUGAAUUAUUAAGAACUUGGAAGAAGAUGCCCAAAGUCAACAACAUGCCAACCAUUACUAUUCGCACCACUCUGACCUCUCCAAAUGUAAACUACAUCCGAUGGAAAGUACAUGGAGACUGGGUUACUCAGCUAAACUACUAUGACUCUAUGAAAGCCAUCAUUUCCAGCUCCAACCACGAGCCCACAGCUCUAGUAAUAGGGUGCACAUUGGGAACGACAAAUGUCAAGCAAAAGAUGAAAGAGAUGAUACAUGUGGGAAAAGAUGUCAAAAUCAGGGAAGGCUCAGCCUCCCCUUCUGUGCCUCAAAAACGGGCAGAAUGGGAUCAAAUGGUUUUUCACAUCUAUAAAGGAGUCAAAGUGUUUUCAUUCUGCAAGAGAAAGAACUUGCUGCUGACGGGUGGCAUGGAUCGGAUCAUUAGAGUCUGGAAUCCCUAUAUGCCCAGAAAGCCAACAGGUAUGCUGAGAAGCCACACGGCCCCUGUGAGCUACAUCCACAUCUCCUCGGAGGACAGCAAAAUAUUUUCUAUGUCCAUCGACAACACUGUCAAGAUUUGGGAUCUGGAGACCCACAGCUGCUUGUUCACAGCCUCCUCCAAAGCCAGUGGUAUUAAGGGGGAGUUUGCAACCUGCCUUUAUCUCCCUGGCCCCCAAGCCCUGUGUGUGGCCACUGAUUCUGUAGCACUCCUGAAGCUGAGACUGAGGUCUGCCCCAGAGCCCCAGCUGGUGCUUUCUCACCAAGAGCCUGUGGUAUGCUGUGGAUAUAACCCAACCUUCAGGCAUGUGGUCAGCUGCUCAGAAGCAUCAGUAGUGAAAGUGUGGGAUUUGGACACAGGAAGACACUUAUCUGAAUUUAUUGGAGAUCAUGACAAUGCUGGAAUUACUUGUCUGACCUUUGACUCCAGUGGAAGAAGGCUUGUAACCGGGGGCAGAGAUGGCUGUCUGAAAAUCUGGAGCUAUAACAAUGGACACUGCCUGCACACCUUGAGACACGAUGAGAAACAAAGUGAAGUCUGCGAUUGCACCUACCUGGAGAUAAACCAAAAGAAGUAUGUCAUAGCGGUUGGAUGGGACCGAAGAAUAAAUAUGUACUUUGAUGCCCCACAUGACUUUCAUCACUUCUGGAAGCCGCAGCCUCCCUGGCAGGAUGACCUGAACCAUGGGCACAAGGAGGACAUCCUCUGUGUGGCUCAAUGCCCACCUUUUCUUCUGGCCACCUCCAGUUAUGAUGGAGAGAUUAUCAUUUGGAAUGUCAUCUCAGGCCACAUAUACUGCAAGCUGGACACUUCUAGCCAUGUGGAUGGCCUGGAUCAUGGAAAAGGCCCAGACCAAAGUGUCUCUUGCCUCACUUUCCUAAAGACUCGGGCAGCCAAGUUGGACUCGGUAGCUGCUUCUCUUAUGGCCAAUGGGCCUGGAGGUUCUGUCACCUUCUGGAAGCUAUUUGGUGGCGCUGGCCUGGUGGCAGACUUCACUCCUUCCAUAGAGAAAACCCAGGUGAGCUGCAUGGUGGUAACAGCAGGAGAUGCCCUCACCUACCUGGCUGACCAGCAAGGCUUUGUGCACGUCUAUGACAUCAAGGACUAUGGCCUGCAGGGACCAGAGCUGCAGCCUCCCAAAAAUGUGAACUUCUGGAGGGCCCAUGUCAACACAGUGACAUCUUUGGAGCUGAUCGAGGAAGAAAACAUUUUACUAUCAUCCUCACUCGACCACACCGUGUGCCUGUGGAGCAGGGAUGGGACAUGCAUAGGUACCUUUGGGCAGAAUAGCCCCUGGGAUAUUUUUACUCCUACCUCCUGGAGUCAUCCAAGAAACCCUGAUGAGAUUCCGAAAGAUUCCCAGAGCAUGACUGCUCACCCCGUGCUGGAAGGAGAUGCUCUUGCUGGGCACAGAGAAGGACAGGAGGAGCAGAACAACAUGAUGGAGGAGAAGGUCCCUGAUAAGAGAAAGGCAGCUGUCCUCGGCCUUGGGACUGAGGUACACAGCAUGAUCAACCCAGGUGUGACCCCCGAGGAAGCCAUGGAUCCUGUACAUUCAGUCCCCAGUGCAUGUUCUGAGAUGAAUUUAAAAGCAGAGCCUCCUAAUAUCGAGAGGAGAUGUGAUUGGCUUAAUGCCCAAGUCUAUGAAAGUCAAAGUCAGAGGAAGAGUGUGAUCAUGGGUUUCUACUCUCGUAUCUGUACCUCCUUCUUCCAGGUUGAAAAGAUCUAUAACCUUCCUCCUCCAGAAGAUUCCAAGGUUGAGGAUGAGGUGCAAGAAUGUAUGAACAAACAGUCUUCAUUUUUCCAUAGCAGGCUACAGCCAGCACUAAACAGGCCUUGCAAUAGAGUGCCAGAGCCCAGGUGGCCCAGCAUUUACCAGAGACUCCGGUGCCAUGAGAUUGCCUGCGUGUCUGUCCUUGGGAAGAAGCCAGAUUUGUCUAUUAUUGGCUCGGAUUUGUUCGAUGUGAAUUUCCGCCCGCAGGAAGAAGUGGAGCUGCCCAGAAGGAGCACUGAUCCUCUGUCUGAGUGCUAA
Dipodomys spectabilis (banner-tailed kangaroo rat) is the source of this 2670-nucleotide messenger RNA. Its product is annotated as WD repeat-containing protein 49-like. Lineage: Eukaryota; Metazoa; Chordata; Mammalia; Rodentia; Heteromyidae. Bases 1 to 2670 code for a protein of 889 amino acids. Gene Ontology annotation, molecular function: protein binding. The transcript is spliced from 23 exons. The record is from RefSeq and is a predicted model, not a curated record.